UUGACGUUAGAGUGGGCAGCCUCGCGACUCACAGACGAUCUUCGGACAGGUUUGGGAUUCUCUGUCCUCCGCCGUCAAACAGGGAAAACCGCAUAAGGAGCGAGUGCUGAGGCGGACGGAGAGGACGUCAAAACCCGCUGGAAAAUACUCAUCUGUGUACCGGAAUACUGACAAGAGUUCGGAUUUAAACUACGGAUUUGUGCUGGAAAACGAGACGUGUCCCAAGGGGGUAAAUUAAGGCAUCCGGGAUAAAGGCUGGCGCUGCUUUUACCUGCUCGGCUCCAGACUACAUUUCCCAUGGAUCCGUGGACAGAGCUGCUCACUGCCACGUUCAGGAGCUACCAGUCAGGGCUUUGGACUCAGAGGACCAGUGGUACACACCAGGAUCUAACACAGUGACCCCCCCACCCCUUCAAAAAGUCUUCAGCUUCUUCUCAUUACCUCCACCUGUACCUCCUCCUGGUUCCAACCUCCGGUCCAGAAUCUUCUGUGUGGAAAAGCUCGGUUCUCUGCUGCUGUCCGGACCGGUGUCAGGAUGGGGGGCGUGUCCUGUUUGCUCGUGACGGCUGCUGCUCUGCUGCUGGUGCUUAGAACUGAUGCGGCGGGUCAGAACCCCGACCACGUCCUGGUGGACACGGGGGGAAGCCACGGGGCCCAGCGACCCGGAGACGACUCCACCAUCUCCCCCGAGGACCUGCCCCGCUUCCUCAGCUGCUACUGCUCCGGUCACUGUCCGGACGACGCCGUCAACAACACCUGCAUGACCAACGGUCAGUGCUUCGCCAUCAUCGAGGAGGACGAGCAGGGAGAGGAUCACCUGACCUCCGGCUGCAUGAAGUACGAAGGUUCACACUUCCAGUGCAAGGACUCUCCCAACGCGAAGACCCGCAGGACCAUCGAGUGCUGCAGCACCGACUUCUGCAACAGGGAGUUGAAGCCCACCCUUCCCCCGCUGCCCCCCAUAGAGCACAGCCCCCACUGGCUGGCCUUCUUCAUCUUCAUGACCGUGUGCUGCUGCACGCUCAUCUGCGUCAUCAUCAUCUGCUACUACAGGUUCAAGUGGCAGGGCGAGCGCCAGCGUUACCCCAAAGACGUGGAGGAGGAAGUCUUCAUCCGUGAUGGAGAGUCGCUCAAAGACCUGAUUCAUCAGAGCUCCGGCAGCGGCUCAGGGCUCCCCCUGCUGGUGCAGCGGACCAUCGCCAAGCAGAUCCAGAUGGUUCGACAGAUCGGGAAGGGCCGCUACGGGGAGGUGUGGCUGGGCCGCUGGAGGGGGGAGAAGGUGGCCGUCAAAGUCUUCUUCACCCGCGAAGAGGCCAGCUGGUUCAGAGAGACGGAGAUCUACCAGACGGUCCUGAUGAGACACGAGAACAUCCUCGGCUUCAUCGCGGCGGACAUCAAAGGGUCGGGCGCCUUCACGCAGCUCUUCCUCAUCACCGACUACCACGAGAGCGGCUCGCUGUUCGACUACCUGAAGUCCACCACGCUGGACACGCAGUCGCUGCUGCGGCUGGCGUACUCGGCGGCCUGCGGCCUCUGCCACCUCCACACGGAGAUCUACGGCACGCAGGGCAAGCCGGCCAUCGCCCACCGAGACCUGAAGAGCAAGAACAUCCUGGUGAAGAAAAACGGCGCCUGCUGCAUCGCCGACCUGGGGCUGGCCGUCAAGUUCAACAGUGACACAAACGAGGUGGACAUCCCUCUGAGCACGCGGGUCGGGACGCGGCGCUACAUGGCGCCCGAGGUUCUGGACGAGAGCAUGAACAAGAACCACUUCCAGGCCUACAUCAUGGCGGACAUGUACAGCUACGGCCUGGUGGUGUGGGAGAUGGCCAGACGCUGCGUGACCGGAGGAAUCGUGGAGGACUACCAGCUGCCGUACUACGACACGGUUCCCUCAGACCCCUCCUACGAAGACAUGCUGGAGGUUGUGUGCGUCAAAGGCCUGAGGCCCACGGCGUCCAACCGCUGGAACAGUGACGAGUGCCUCCGGGCCAUGCUGAAGCUCAUGUCGGAGUGCUGGGCCCACAACCCCACCUCCCGCCUCACCAUCCUCAGAGUCAAGAAGACGCUCGCCAAGAUGGUGGAAUCGCAGGACAUCAAGAUCUAACCGCCCUCCGUGCUGGCUCCGCCCCUCGAACUUCUGAACCGAACGUUUGGGUUUGGUGGAGGGAAAGGAGUUCUGAUGUGAAGAAGAGAGGAGUUCGCCUCCUCCUCUUCAUCCAAGCUCCACGCUUUCUGUGAAAGCCAAGCAAGAUGGAAGAGGGGGCGGAGCUCCUUCAUCCGCCGGCCUCCUGGCUGAGAGUUCUGUCCCCUCCUCAGAGGAAAUGAAACACGUUUGAGACUCGGAGGGUUUGCUGAAACGUAGCUGGCUCCUCCCACUGGACAUUGAGGAGUCGCCAUGGAAACGUCUGCCGUCCUGUUCGACUGUCUGUCCACUUCCUAUCUGUCUGAUAGGAGAAAGCUCCGCCCUCCUAAAGAGCUGCAGCUGCUUCCAAGGAGGAUCGUUGAUUGGUUGAGUCAGUGGGUGGAGCCAAACUCAUUUGAUCGAUUUACAGCAGAUCUGUGGCUCCGCCCACUCUCUUCCUCCAAUCAGGUUUUUCUUUGUCUAAAUAAAGGUACAGAUUUAUUUCAUUUAUUCUAAAGUACGACUCGUCACAAAGCCUCACGCCGGUGGGAGGGACAAACUGACCACGCCCACUGCCUCAACCAGGAAGUUCUGAUUCUAAACUGACAACCUAUCAGAGGAGAGCUUUUAUUUUAGGAUCUCAAAUAGGAAAAUGUGAGGCGCGUUGACGAGGUAAGACGAGUCGUUCUCAGCAGUAACUGUAGUGUUUGUGUGUCCUGAUAUAAUCUAAUACGUAAAGCUUCCAUGUGGUUUUGUACAGCCUCUGUUUGGUGCCUUAUGAGUUUACAGAGACCAAUCUCUGUAUCCAGUCUGUCCAAUGUACCCCUUUCUAAGUAAAUAACCUUAUUUUAGUACACAAA
This is a messenger RNA of Oryzias melastigma (Indian medaka), 2985 nucleotides long. Its product is annotated as bone morphogenetic protein receptor type-1A. Bases 536 to 2107 code for a protein of 523 amino acids. Gene Ontology annotation, cellular component: signaling receptor complex; plasma membrane. Gene Ontology annotation, biological process: BMP signaling pathway; cellular response to growth factor stimulus; protein phosphorylation. Gene Ontology annotation, molecular function: SMAD binding; ATP binding; transforming growth factor beta receptor activity, type I. The transcript is spliced from 13 exons. Lineage: Eukaryota; Metazoa; Chordata; Actinopteri; Beloniformes; Adrianichthyidae. The record is from RefSeq and is a predicted model, not a curated record.